Molecule: messenger RNA, 2490 nt
Organism: Caenorhabditis elegans
Lineage: Eukaryota; Metazoa; Nematoda; Chromadorea; Rhabditida; Rhabditidae
Gene: pcmd-1
Product: PeriCentriolar MatriX Deficient
Exons: 9
Coding region: 14-1906 (630 amino acids)
Source: RefSeq, marked reviewed
CAAAAAAUCCACUAUGGAGGUGGAAUACGACGAGGGAUUCGACUCCAGUUCGCUGAAGAAUAAUCCCGCCUCCCUCCAGCGGGAUUAUCCGACUUUUAUGGAAUCGAAUUGCUCGCAAAUGUCCGUAAGACAGGAAUUCCUGCCAAUAUUCCCACAAAGACUGGAUUUAUGUCAGAUUUCGCCGAAAAAGAGCGAAAAAAAGUCGAAAAAGAAGAAGAUUCCGAGCCCGAUUAAGAAGACGAAUGACACUAAAUUGUCAAUAUUAAGCGAAAAAUCGGAAAUUCGCUCGGAAAAACACAAAAAUAAGUGUAAAAGUGCGGAUUUGGACGCAAUGGAGAAGAAUUUUAAAGAAUUACUCGAAAAUUUCAGUAAAAAUGCCGCUCUCAGCAACAGUUUAAGAGAUGAAGCUUCAUCGAUCAUAAGCUCAUCGGCUUCUUCACAAAAAUCUCUGUUUAAAGAGAUCAACCUUGCCAAGAAGCUCUCCGCGAGUUACUCGAAAAAACCCGAAAAAACUGGCGAAAAAUCGAAAAAUUGCACGUUUUCGGAUAGUACCUUCCGUUUGAGCAGCCAAAAUGACUCGGACAGUGAUGAUACGAGGCCGCCUUCAAGUCAAGCUUCACUGGCCUUCGAAGUGGAACAAGCUCGAAAUAUGAUGAUGUCAUCGGCUAAAAUUCCGAAGCCUCUGAGCUCAUCGACACCGCGCAAAGAACGACGAACAACUGGAACGAACAGCGAUUCCAUUCGUCUCUCCGAAUCACAGCUCGUGGAGCUCUACUCGAAUCGAGAGCCGCGAAAUUCGAAAUCUGACAUCACAAUUCGACAAUUUUUCGACGAGGAGGAUGACGCUGAUAAAACGAUUGUCGAGCAGGUUUUCAAGGAUUAUCACAGGAGUUUGGAGAAGGAAACUCCGAUUAUGAGAAAUUCGGCGACGGAUACAUCGGGAUCUCUACAUAUUGAACGAAAUCGUGACGGACGGUCGGCUUCGAUGAGCAAUCUGAUUUCGAAUAGUGGAAAUCGUACGAAUUUGACGGUUUUUGAUGGAUUUGCUCCCGGAGCCCUCCGUCACUCGAUAUCCACCGUACAAAUGAGCCCAACCAAAAAAAAAUUCGACGAAUUUCGAAUUGAGCACCAAGAACCUGGCAUUUUGCCAAGAUUUGUCAUCAAAACGUCACUGCGGCCGAUUUUUUCGCCACCACUCGAUAUUGAUGAGAUUUGUGGAAAAGGACUGAGAAAAGAUGCGGAAAGCAAUCUUCGUCAUUUCGGCGGAAAAACGAUAUCUGCACAAAUUCAUGGCUCAAAACCCGUUCAGCGACGUCCCACAGUACCAAAAGCUUCAAAAACUGGCUCCGAUCGUCCGACAACUGCUUCAACGGCGAAAAUUGUGGAAAAACCUGAAAUUCCGGUGGAAAUUCCUCAAAAAUUGGAAAUUUCUCGGAAAAUUGCGGAAAAAACUCUGAAAUUGGACGAUUUUCCAGUGAAAAGUUCAAAUUUUUCAAAUAUUUCAAAUUUUCAACCGCGCCGGCCACCAUACUGUAGUGCCACGUCAUCAGAUGGCUCCGCCCAUUCCUUGGCUACAGUAACCCAGCAACUCAUGGGAACAGUUAAACUUUUGCAUCCGGAUUGGCUUGAUAUGCUCCGUCGACUACUGAAUAAUGCUCUGCCACGUGAUGACGUCACUCUUUUGUUCAAAUAUCAAGUUUUGGCGGAAAAAGAUCAUUUGGAACGGAAAUUUCGUGGAAAUCUAUCUGUGGAAGCUGAAGCUGCUGAUGCUCACUUGGAGCAUUUUGGGCGGAUUUCGACGCUGAAUCGUGUGCUCGAUAGGCUCGCGGAUCUCACAAAUGACGGAGGACAUGUGUCGAGAAUUCAACAAAUUAAAAUUAUUCAUAAUGCACUUUUUAAAGACUAAUUUUCGCGAAAAAUCGCGCCAAAUUUUGAGCAAAAGCACUUUUUUCUUUUUAACUUCUUUUUAACGUAAUUUUUUUUUUGGAAAAACCACCCGAAAAAUUAAGAUUUCAAGACUUGAAACCUUAAUUUUCGAAUUCUCCGUGAAAUUUCCGAAAUUUUAAGCCCCAUAUCGGCCUAUUUUGGUGAAAAACGAAUUUGGAGCAUUUUCAGGGCUCGCGGAGCCCGAAAACUCAAAUUGCUCCGAAAUAGGCCGAUAUGGAGCUCAAAACUUUGGAAAUUUUACAGAGAAUUCGAAUUUAUCCGUUUCCAAUCUCGAAAACGUCAACUUUUUUGACUUUUCUACAAAAAUUUAUUGAAAAAUUGGUUUUAGCGUAGGAAAAAUUCAAAUUUCUAGCUGUUUUUUUUUUGAGAAAAAUUGCAAAUUUUUGUGAUUUUUGCUCAAGAUUGGUCUAUUUUACCCCCCACAUUUAAUCGAUUUUUUAUUGAUUUUUACUCGUUCAAAACGCCAAUUUUAAUUGUAAUUUUAUUGCUGGUCUAACCAAUUUAUUUAUCGAUUUUUUUGGCUCUGAAAAAGUGUACAAAAUU